Quercus lobata is the source of this 1596-nucleotide messenger RNA. RefSeq names its product calmodulin-binding receptor-like cytoplasmic kinase 1. The coding region runs from base 106 to 1470 and encodes 454 amino acids. The transcript is spliced from 6 exons. The record is from RefSeq and is a predicted model, not a curated record. Gene Ontology annotation, molecular function: ATP binding; protein kinase activity. NCBI's taxonomy places the organism in Eukaryota, Viridiplantae, Streptophyta, Magnoliopsida, Fagales, Fagaceae. Gene Ontology annotation, biological process: protein phosphorylation.
CAACCAACCAAGACAGCAAGAGAGACCAUUCCAGCUCAAAUCUUGGGGAAAUGAUUUGAUCAAACUCACAACUCACAAAGAUCCAAAAGUCCAUUUUCUCUACAGAUGAAGAGAACUCCAAGCCACCUUAACUUUCCCUCACCCUCAAACCAAAGAAGGCAAAACUUGAACCUGCAACAUGGUUACACAAACAAGCACAAUCAUACAACUCACAGCUCUGUCUUGGAUUAUGUCAAAGGUGCAGCCAAAAAAGUAGCUGGAGUUUUCACCAAACUUCUUUUCAGGAGGAGAAAGCAAAACCACCCAGAAGAGAUUCUUAAACCUGAUUCCGGCAGAAAUACAGCUCCAGUAAGAGGGACUUCCUAUUUCUCUUCAGAAAGCAGCCUUAUAAGUUCAUCAACAUACGCAUCCUCUACUUCAAAUUGUUCGUCUGUUUUUUCCAAUGGCCAGGUUGGAAAUUUCUCCUUGGAAGAGAUUUUUAAGGCAACUGAAAAUUUCUCUCCAGCUAAUAAAAUUGGGGAAGGUGCGUUUGGAACAGUGUACAAGGGGAGGCUCAAAGAUGGAAGACUAGUUGCAAUAAAGCGCAUGAAACAGAACAAGUAUGACAAGCGUUUAUCAUUGGAGUUCAAGAAUGAAAUACUUACCUUGUCAAUGAUUGAGCAUCUAAAUUUGGUAAGGUUAUAUGGAUAUCUGGAGCAUGGAGAUGAGCAGAUGAUUCUGGUUGAAUACAUCAGCAACGGAACACUUCGGGAACAUUUAGAUGGUAAACUGGGAAACGGACUUGAAACAGCAGAGCGGCUGGAGAUUGCAAUAGAUAUAGCCCAUGCAAUUACCUACCUUCACAUGUACACAGAUCAUCCAAUAAUCCACAGAGAUAUUAAAGCGUCAAACAUCCUCAUAACAGAGAAACUGCGUGCCAAAGUGGCAGACUUCGGGUUUGCAAAAUUGGCUGCAAAAGAUCCUGAUACAAGUCAUGUUUCAACUCAAAUCAAAGGAACAGUAGGCUACUUGGAUCCUGACUACCUCAGGACAAAUCAACUCACUGACAAGAGUGAUGUUUACUCCUUUGGUGUAUUGCUUGUAGAAAUGAUGACUGGAAGACAACCCAUUGAAUCAAAGAGACCAUCGCUUGAGCGAGUAACAAUAAGAUGGGCUAUUCAGAAAUUGAAAGAUGGAGAGGUUGUACUUGCCAUGGAUCCAAGGCUGAAUAGGUGCCCGGCAUCAAACAUGACAGUGGAGAAGGUACUCAAAUUAGCUCAAACAUGCCUUGCACCUUUGAGAAAAUCAAGACCUUCCAUGAAAGAAUGUGCUGAGGAAUUAUGGGAAAUACGAAAAGAUUUUAAAGAAAGAUUUGUUCCUCCUUCUACUCCUCCUCUUAUUUCUCAUCGUUCUGCAAACUUUCCUGAGAGAGAUGCCCAGGGAUCUUUUAGUAUUGAAGAUGGUGAGAACAUCAAAUUUGAUUCUGCCUGAUCGAGUGGCAAGUGUGAAUUUAAGAUAAACAAUGUUAUCCUGCAUCUUUGCAAUUUUUUCUUGUGUAUAAACCUAGAGGUUAGCUUGGGGCAAAGCAAGCUUUAAAAAAAAAAAAAAAAAAAAAAA